Messenger RNA from Nematolebias whitei (Rio pearlfish), 2569 nucleotides. Its product is annotated as coiled-coil domain-containing protein 178. The record is from RefSeq and is a predicted model, not a curated record. Lineage: Eukaryota; Metazoa; Chordata; Actinopteri; Cyprinodontiformes; Rivulidae.
AUAAUAUUCUUUUGGAACUUCAUAAUGCUCUAAUUAAUUCACAUCACCUGGAUGAGUUUGAGCCAUCAUGUCAGAUGUUGAACCCCUCACAUUCAUCCCAUCCAGGGAAGGACGAACCCAACAAGGAGCAGACCUUCAGGCUGCCUGCUGUGGUUUGUCCAGCAGUCCCCCGCCAUGUGUAAACAGUGCUUUCUGUCAUAUCCAGGAGAUGAAGAGGCUAGUGCGAAACUGGUGUCAACAGCACCACUUUGGAAAAUAUCAGUCAGAGACUGAUCAAGACAAGCAUCACAGCAAAACUUUCAGGUGAUUUAUAUAAAUGUUUCAAUCCAAAGACUCUGACUCUGACUCUGGAAUGUCUACAGAUUUGUAUGUUGAAGGCAUUGCAAUUACCGGUAGUGCAAGAGACAGUUGUCAAAGAUCCCCACUGCAGAAGAAGGUGGAUGGUGUUCUUAGGGAGGUUAUGCAUCUGAUUGAACAUUUGGAGGCUGAUCGAAAGUAUGCAGAGGAGGCUCUCCAGAAAGAGAGAGAGCAAAGAAAAACUUUAGAAAGCAAAGUUGACAGCAUUUCACUGUGGAGGCAAACGGAGCUCCCUGCUCUUGUUCAGAAAGAGCACGAGGCUUGCAGAAGAGACAUCACAGAGCUUAAGUGGCAGCUUAAACGGGAAAAAAAGAAAAGCGACCAGGUCCAGAAGAAAGUGUCACAUGCUGAGUCUUUGAACUGUCACCUACAGGAAGACAUCAGCUUCGCCAGAAAACAACUUCCUAUUGUGAGAGAAAACCUGGACAUCCAGAAAGGCCUCAUAAACCAGAUUCAGACAGCCCAAACUGAGGCUGAUAAAGUCUGUUCCGAAACAAAAAGUCAACUUCUUCUGGCUCAGAAGGAGUUAAAAGAGAUGGAGCAUGAUGCCAAAAAGAUUUCAUUAGACCCUGGACUGAUAAAGAUAAAAAAUCAUCUGGCAAAGAAAUUGAAAGAAUUAAAGCAGCUGAAGAUUGUUGAGAGUGAGCUGCUUGCUGAGAUAAACAAUGCUGAAGAGACCAUUGCUUUGACUGAAAAUAAGUGCACAGACAUAACUCAGAGAAUUUCUGAAAUUUGGAGGCUUGAGAAGAUCGAACAAGACAAGAUUUCCCAUUUAAAUCUUCAAAUUGAAGAUGAAAUGCAAAAAAAUGGAGAAAUCACGGAAAAACUGAUUUCAAUUGAAAAAAAAAAAGCUGCUUGGGAAGAAGAUGUUUCCAGCACAGAGGCACAGCUCAAAGCAAAAUGCGAAGCUCUUGCAGCGGUCCGUGAAUACAAUCUGGAGUGUAAGAAGAAGGUAGAAGACUGCAAGAGGAAAAUUUCUGAGAGCAAGAAAGCAGUGAAGCAGAUGCAUGAGGAGAGGAAGCAGAUGCUCCAGAAAAUCUCUGACAAUGACGAGCAGUGGGAAAAGGCCAGUGAGGAAGUGACCCAAGUUGUUUCCCAGCAUAGUGUCACCCAGGCUAAGCUGGAAGAGCAGGAGCAGCUCACCCUCAUGGAAAAACAGAGGGCCAGGACAGAAAGUGAACAUUUGAUGAAAGAACUGAUGGGUAUGAUGACAGCUCUGAAUGUGAUAAAGGCUCAGAAAGCAUCUGUUGAAGAAGAAUUAAAGAAACAGCAAAGGAGUUCAGCGCUAAUCAAUCAACAGCUUCAUAAAGAGUUUGAAGAAUAUUAUUCAGCAAAAAAAGCUUUGGAGUCAAAACUGAAGAAAAUGAAGGAAGUGACAGAAAAUUUAGAGAAAAUGCAAAGUGAACACAAGGAGACUUUACUCAACCUGAAGAGGGAGGAAAAGCUGAAACACGACCAACUGGAAGCUGCUCAGGAUUUGCACAGUUCCACUCUACAGAGAUAUGACAGCACUCUGUGUAGGAUCACAUACAUAAAGAAAAAUUUGGAUGACUCAGAUCAAUUGGAAAAAAAUAUUCAAGGCAUUCAGGAAACAAUAAAUAAACUUCAAAAAUAUUUGAAUGUGUUGGAGUUCAAACACAAAUCAGCCGCUCUCAUAAUGAGCACAUUGAAGUCUGAUAUUAAUAACUGCCAACAACAAACAGAGCGAUUCAUGCAGACAUGCACGCCUCAUCUUCAAGCAAGCAAAAAGAAAAUGGAAGAUACGAAGGUAAAAAGUCACAAUAACUGUCAAUGCAUUUUUUUUUUGUCAAAUACGCUGAAGUCAAAGAAGAGCAUCGCUCCGGAGUAUAAGUAUUUGUUGAAAUCAGGUCUCUCUUCCAGAGAGGAGUCGGUGUCUGCAUUAACCAAGAAGAACUGUACACAUGAAACGUAUCAUUAUUACAAAAAGCUCUCUUUGUUCCAGAAGAGGAUGCACAAAGCUUUGGUAAAAUACUUAGAACAACGCAACCUCUACAGCCUGGCUGAACUGGACCAGUGCCAGGUUCUUGCCCAAGAAACCACCCAGAAAAUAAAAACAGCCCAGGAUGAGCUGUCAGAGGAGGUCCAGCUCAUCUCAGUAUUCCUAGAAUCCCUGGGAUAUGGUUCUACUACCACAGAUGAUACUGGGAACAACAAACAGGCCUUUCCAGAUGCUUCCGGAUUGAAAGGAUAG